UGUCUGAGGGAGGUAGUCUUCUUGUUGAGGGAGGAUUCACACCUCGCACUGUUUCUCAGAACCUUCAGAAAACUGCUGAUACUGUAAAAAUGAUCCACGGGCUUGCUGUGCUUAGUUUGUGCUUGUGGCAUCUUGCUGGUGUGUUUGGUGACGCCGAUGAAGUGAAGGUCGUGUCGGUGAUGGAGGGAGAUUCUGUCACUUUAAACACUGAUGUUGUUGAGAUACAGGAGGAUGAUUUGAUCAUGUGGAUGUGUGGAGAUUCUUGUAUAGCUAAACUCAACGUAUCAAGCCGAACCAUCUCUGAAGGGAACGAGAGAUUGGGCGGCCGAAUGGAGCUGGACUUUAAGACCGGAUCUCUCACCAUCAAGAACAUCUCGCCCGCAGACUCUGGAGUCUAUAAAGCGCAGAUCAUUGGAAAUAAAGUGGCAAGAAAAACGUACAACGUUACUGUCAAUGCCCGUCUACCUGUUCCUGUCAUCACCAGUUACUGUUCACAGAAUCCUCCAUCGUCUUCAGUCUCGAAAUGUGUGUUGUUGUGUUCAGUGAUGAAUGUGACACGUGUGAGUCUCUCCUGGUACAAAGGAAAGAGUUUAUUGUCCAGCAUCAGUGUGUCUGAUCUCAACAUCAGACUCUCUCUACCUCUGGAGGUGGAAUAUCAGGAUACAAACACAUACAGAUGUGUCGUCAACAAUCCCAUCACAAACCACACACAACAUCUACACAUCACUGAUGUCUGUCAGACAUGUUCAGACUGUGUCUGCUGUUGUGGUUCCACUGAAGCCGUGAUCCAGCUGGUCGUCUCAGCUCUGGUGGGCGUGGCUACUGUUGCUGUUUUGGUUUAUGACAUCAGAUCCAGAAGAGAUGAACAGAAGCCAGCACAGACAUAGACAUUCAUUCUUUAUUGAUGACCUGUUAAAUCAAAGGUUAAGAUUUUCACGACGGAACUAAAUCUGUGUUUGUAAACUAGUUUUUUUUAAGGUCACUGAUAUGUGCCGUCAUCUCACGUACAGCACACGUGUGAUUUCAAAUGAACACAUGGGUUGUUAUUAAAAUUAAAACGACACUUUUGUUUCCGAUAAAAAUAACAGAAAUAUGCCAUAAAUCAGGCCCUGCAGCUGCUUACUAAUAAGAAAGCGGCUCGUAUAUACCAGGCAUAUGUCUACUAACACUUUUUUUUUUUUGCAUCGCAAUCAUAUUCUCAUUCAGCAACAUUGUGCUUUCAAAAUCAUUUCUCUUUUAUGUGGUUUAGUAAUGACCUUCAUCUGUGUCACUUUACUGUUGAACCUGCAAACACACAGGAAGAAAGACUUCAAAAGAACUUUCACAGUGUCCCUUACCAUCAGUCACACCAUAGACAUAACCAGCAAAUGUACUUUAGUUCACUGUAUGUCCACGAAAUAUACGAUACAGUGGUAUAUUUGAAUCAAAAUGCCCACAAAACGUUAUUAAAACUGUUUUUACAUCAUUUGUAACGUGUACGUUAAACAUGCAU
This is a messenger RNA of Triplophysa rosa, 1492 nucleotides long. Its product is annotated as natural killer cell receptor 2B4-like. The record is from RefSeq and is a predicted model, not a curated record. NCBI's taxonomy places the organism in Eukaryota, Metazoa, Chordata, Actinopteri, Cypriniformes, Nemacheilidae. The transcript has 4 exons. Bases 90 to 887 code for a protein of 265 amino acids.